GAAUGAAUUAAAAUUUGGUGUUUGUAGAAAUAAUAGGCGACUGCUUUGUCUUUACGAAAGGCACACGUGUGAUAGACGUUCCCCGUUUCCAUUGGUGAAAACUAAUUACACUCUCGUUUGCAUUGGACGCACAUCACAGUUAUAGUUUCGUUUCACUGAGUGUAGAAAGAAGAAAGAUGAGCGCGGUGGUGAAUAGCCUGAAUCAGAGUCAUAGCGUUUUUGUUUAUGGAACUCUCCUUGCCGAUGAGGUUGUCCGUACUGUCAUCAACCGAGUACCUCAAUCGGCACCCGCUACCCUCUCCGACUACCACCGUUAUAAGAUCAAAGAUCGCGUUUAUCCGGCUAUCCUCCCCGUCCAGACCAAGAAAGUCACCGGAAGAGUCCUUCUUGACAUCUCAGGACCCGAACUCCAUCUUUUAGAUGAAUUCGAAGAUGUUGAGUACACUAGAAAUGAGGUUGAAGUUCUCUUCACGGACAAUUCUGAAAAUUUGCGAGUUUAUGCUUAUAUUUGGGCCAAUCCAAAUGAUCCUGAUUUGUAUUCUGAGUGGGAUUUUGAGGAAUGGAAAAAAACUCAGAUGAAUGAUUUCGUCAAGAUGACAGAUGAAUUCAUGCAACAGUUGGAAUUGCCAGAAACAAAGCCAAGGGUUCAGACUUAUGAAACCUUCUAUAAGCAAGAAAACGAUAAGCCACUUCACCCUUGAUGCUUUACAGCUUGUAAAAAUUCUGCGUUAUGUUCACUCUGCACUAUUGUAUGAUUUCAUCAAACAAUCAAACUAUUUUUCUUAAUAAUAGUUAUGUGUUUCUCUUGGAA
Messenger RNA from Lathyrus oleraceus (garden pea), 811 nucleotides. RefSeq names its product AIG2-like protein D. The coding region runs from base 177 to 701 and encodes 174 amino acids. The transcript has 5 exons. The record is from RefSeq and is a predicted model, not a curated record. Lineage: Eukaryota; Viridiplantae; Streptophyta; Magnoliopsida; Fabales; Fabaceae.